GAAGCUGAAAUCACGAUGUCGUCACCCUUUCACAAGACGGUGUUAUCGUACUAUUCAGUAUGACGACCAACCCCCUUUUUCCGCUGGAUUCCCUCCGUAAGGUUCCGUUAGAGUUUUUAUAUGCGUUUUCGAAAAGCUUCCUCAGAGUCUAUUCAUUGUUCAGUUCAAGUCAGUUCACUUUUCCUGUCUACUAUCAAAGCACUCCCGUUGUUUGCCAGCAAUCACCUUGUGACUGGACACCAUGUCGUCAAUCGCAAUUCGGAGCAUGGGCCCCGAAGGGACGGAUGUUGCAAAGUUGUCUGCAUAUGGGGAGGCCCGAUCAACCGUGAACAAGAACCCAUUGACAAAAGAUGAAUUGGAGAAGAGCACCAAGUACUUCUACGCCUCUCUCUAUCUCUCUCUAGGGAUGAUCUACCUCAAGCAGAACCCUCUCUUAAGGGAACCUCUCCAAACGAAGCAUCUGAAAGCUCGAUUGCUGGGACACUGGGGUUCUGAUGCAGGACAAAGCUUCACCUACAUCCACUUCAACCGAUUGAUCAAGAAGUAUGACCUCGACGCGAUAUUCAUUUCCGGUCCCGGUCAUGGAGCACCAGCUGUUCUCUCCAACUCCUACCUCGAGGGUGUCUACUCCGAGGUGUAUCCGGACAAGAGCCAGGAUAUUGAAGGCAUGCGUCGGUUCUUCAGGCAAUUCUCCUUCCCCGGCGGUAUUGGCAGCCAUGCGACGCCCGAGACUCCUGGCAGUAUGCAUGAAGGCGGCGAGCUUGGAUACUCGAUCUCCCAUUCAUUCGGGGCAGUGUUCGAUAACCCCAGUUUGAUCUCAGUAACGAUGGUCGGAGAUGGCGAAGCGGAGACUGGCCCUAUGGCGACCAGCUGGCACAGUACCAAGUUCCUUAAUCCCAUAACAGACGGUGCUGUUCUUCCUGUGCUCAAUCUCAACGGGUACAAGAUCAACAAUCCCACCGUUCUGGCUCGAAUCGAUCAUGAAGAACUUGAGAGCUUGUUUCUCGGCUACGGUUGGACCCCCUACUUCGUCGAAGGGAGCGACUUGGACUCUAUGCACCAAGCCAUGGCUUCUACCCUUGAAGAGUGCGUCCUGAAGAUCAGGCAGUAUCAAAAACAGGCUCGGGAAUCCGGAAAGGCGUUCCGUCCGCGAUGGCCAAUGAUCAUACUUCGAGCUCCCAAAGGGUGGACGGGUCCCAGGAAGCUCGGUCCCCAUUACUUGGAAGGGUUCUGGCGGGCCCAUCAGGUUCCAAUCACCGACGUUCAUACCAAAGAGGAAAGUUUGAAAACCCUCGAAAAAUGGAUGAAGGGCUAUGAACCCGAGAAACUUUUCGACAAGAACGGUACUCUGGUGCCCGAACUGCGGGAGCUGGCACCGAGUGGCGAUCGCCGGAUGAGCGCCAAUCCGGUGACGAACGGCGGACGCAUGAAGCAGAAGCUGCAUAUCCCCGACUUCCGAGACUAUGCGUUCAGAGAUGUCUCCCCCGGUGCCACGUUCGCCGGCAGCAUGGAAAACUUCGCCACUUUCCUUCGCGACAUUGCGGCGCAGAAUCUCAAGAGUUUCCGGGUUUUCGGUCCCGAUGAAACCCAGUCGAACAAGCUGCAGAAAAUCUACGAGGUCGGGAAGAAGGUCUGGCUGGGAAGUUACUUCAAAGAGGAUGAGGAUGGAGGGAAUCUGGCGCUGGAGGGCCGCGUCAUGGAGAUGCUCAGUGAGCAUACGGUUGAAGGAUGGCUGGAAGGAUACGUCCUGACUGGACGACACGGCCUUCUGAACAGCUACGAGCCUUUCGUUCACAUCAUUGAUAGCAUGGUCAAUCAGCACUGCAAGUGGAUUGAGAAGUGUCUUGAAGUGGAAUGGCGAGGGAAAGUCUCGUCGCUCAACCUUCUCUUGACGGCUACUGUUUGGCGGCAAGAUCACAACGGUUUUACACAUCAGGACCCCGGGUUCCUCGAUGUCAUUUGCAACAAAUCUCCGGAUGUGGUUCGCAUCUACCUGCCUCCCGAUGGAAAUUGCCUUCUGUCCGUGGCCGAUCAUUGCUUCCGCUCAUCCAACUAUGUCAACGUUAUCGUCGCGGACAAGCAGAACCAUCUACAGUAUCUGAGCAUGGAGGACGCGGUCACGCAUUGUACCAAGGGCAUCGGCAUCUGGGACUGGGCGUCGAAUGAUGCUGGCGAGGAGCCGGACGUGGUACUGGCUACUUGUGGAGAUGUACCAACGCAAGAGUCCCUGGCUGCGACUAGUCUCCUUCGCGAGCAUCUACCCGACCUCAAGGUCCGCUUCGUUAACGUUGUGGAUCUGUUCCGAAUCCAGGCCAAGUCCUUCCACCCGCAUGGUCUAGACGACAAGGAAUUCCAGGCCGUCUUCACUCCCGACAAACCCGUCAUCUUCAACUUCCAUUCCUACCCCUGGCUCAUCCAUCGCUUGAUUCACAGCCGGGCCUCGUCGCACAACUUCCUGGUCCGAGGAUACAUGGAGAAGGGCAACAUCAACACUCCGUUGGAGCUGGCCAUUCGCAACAAUGUGGAUCGGUUUUCGAUCGCCAUCGAUGCCAUUGACCAAGCUCCGAGGCUGGGGAACUCGGCGUCAGGGGUGCGAGACCGGCUGUUGGAUCAGCGGGUCAAGGCGCAGAAUUUCGCGUAUCAUGAAGGCCUUGACAUCGCCGAACUGACGGACUGGCGCUGGCCAUAUUGAGGGCAUGUUGCGCCGAACCAGCACAAGGUAAUCGAACUAUUCUGCUUUCCGAUGCCAUAAUGGUGUUGAGAAUUGGAGUCACUGGGUUUUAGUAAUGGUAUCUGUUUGGACUUUGUAUCUCUCUCCUCUUCCUGCCGUGACUGGUACACAUCAGUUCAUCUGUCGUGUCUGGCAUGCAAAUUACACUUGCGAACCCCCCCACUGCUGAUUCCCUCCGCCCUCCAGAAUCUAGACUCAAGAGGCGUGAAUCACGGUAGAGGAGUCCAAUAUUGAUUGGGGCGGCACCGCCCUGGAUCCUCGUAAAGGAG
Eremomyces bilateralis CBS 781.70 is the source of this 3000-nucleotide messenger RNA. RefSeq names its product phosphoketolase. The coding region runs from base 242 to 2692 and encodes 816 amino acids. The record is from RefSeq and is a predicted model, not a curated record. Gene Ontology annotation, molecular function: aldehyde-lyase activity. Gene Ontology annotation, biological process: carbohydrate metabolic process. Lineage: Eukaryota; Fungi; Ascomycota; Dothideomycetes; Eremomycetales; Eremomycetaceae. The transcript is spliced from 3 exons.